ACAAAACAAUUUUAGUAUUUCCGAGUGAAAGUACUGGUAAGAAACGCGCUGCAAUCAUUAGAUGAAGAAGAAAUGUACAUACGUGUAAGUGUUUUAGUUUAUUAGUCACGUUUUCUCUUUCGCGAUAACCAUACUGAUAAACGUGGCCACCACAUAUAUACAUACGUUACUGUUCCUGCGUUGUCAGUUCUAAUGGGAUCUCUUCAAAAAGAGACGACCACGCGUGACGUACAUAUUCGGUAUGUGACACAACAUGCGACUGCCGUACAAAGUUGGAGUCAUGUAGUGAAAGUAACAAAAAGAUAAUUGUUAAAAUUCGGCUUACAUAUUUUUCUUCUUAUAAUAAUGACGUGUUUAGGUUUAAGAAAAACCGAAUUCGACCGAAACGAAGUCUUCCGAAGAUAAACGUGGCGGAAUUGGUUGAUAAAUGAACUCGAGGGCAAUAUUAGGGUUUGACAAUCGGCGGGUUUGACAAUUUAUUGAAUGAUGGAAGAGGAUGACGAGGAGGUUUCUCUUGCAUGUGUGCGACAACGUGAAAACAGUGUUCCUGGAUCGAGCUUAUAUCAGUCGGUGCAAAACAGUUUAAGUCAAGGCUCGGAACAGACAUUGUAUCAAAGCGUUCAUAACACUCUGUAUGAAGACACUAUAAGUAUGAACAGUAUGCACAGCGCUGUCUCCCUGGAUAAUCUCUAUCCUACACAUACGGAUGACUCACCCACUGUAACUAACGACACAAAAGAAACGGUUGUCGAUGGAAAUUAUACAGACAUUAAAAGUAAUAUACAUGACACGAGAUUGCUUUCUCAUUCUGGUACAAGAUAUAGUUUAUAUUUCCGUGAUGAAAUACGUUCAGUUGAUUUCAUACUUGUGUGGGAUGAGUAUAACGGAGAGGCACAGACUUAUCGUAGCAUCAAACGCAGAAAGAUAUUUGAAAAAAAUCUGGAAAAAGAAGGAUUACAAUUGGAGUAUGAACAAGGUGAAUCAAACGGCUUGCACUUCAUAAAGAUUCACGCUCCUAAGGAAGUUUUACGUCGAUAUGCAGAAAUAUUAAAACUUAGAAUGCCCAUGAAAGAAUUGCCUGGUUGUCAAAUGCCUCAGGCAAAGAGCAGUGUUAUCAUCAAGGAAGUUAAUUCGUUUUUUCGACGUAUCAUGAAUAAAUAUUAUGUCGACACAACUAUCUUCCCAACAAUGAAGCAGAAUUUUACAGCGGUGUAUAGUAGAGAUAAAGAAUAUUUAUUUGAUUUGGAUUCGCCAAAUUUUUUCACAUCAGCAACUCGAUCGCGUAUUGUGCAAUUUAUAUUAGACAGAACUAGAUUUUCGGAAACAAAAGAGGACGAUUUCGCAUUUGGUAUCGAAAGAUUAAUUUCCGAAAACGCUUAUGUCGCAGCGUACCCGCUUCACGAUGGAAAUCUUCACACUCCAGAUUCAAUGCGAUAUCUUUUGUAUACUGAAUGGGCUAGUUUGAGAAAAUGUCUUCAUUAUCAGCCUUUAGAUUAUAUCAAAGAAUACUUUGGAGUGAAGAUUGGGCUUUAUUUUGCCUGGCUGGGAUUUUACACUCACAUGUUGAUACCAGCCAGUAUCGUCGGUUUGUUAUGUUUCAUAUAUAGUUGCUCUACUUUGUAUUAUAACGAACCGAGCGAAGAUGUUUGUAACGCCAACAGUACUAUUGAGAUGUGUCCGUUGUGUGAUCAUUUUUGUGGCUAUUGGGACCUAAAAGAAACAUGUUUACAUUCGAGAAUUACAUAUUUGUUCGACAAUUCAUCAACGAUGUUUUUCUCUAUAUUUAUGUCAUUAUGGGCUACCUUGUUUCUCGAACUGUGGAAGAAAUAUUCUGCCGAAAUAACCCACAGAUGGGAUUUGACUGGUUUAGAUGCUCAAGAAGAAUAUCCUAGGCCACUAUACUUAGCACGGCUUGCGCAUAUUAAAAAGAAAUCUAUCAAUAUUAUUACAAAUACUGAAGAACCAAAAGUGCCAUACUGGAAGAUGAGAUUGCCUGCUACAAUUCUCAGUUUUUCAGUUGUUCUACUUUUGAUUGCUGUAGCUAUGGCUGCUGUACUUGGAGUAGUCCUAUAUAGAAUGUCCGUUUUAACUGCAUUAAGUGUUUAUGGAAACCCGAUGGUAACCAGCUAUGCUAUAUUGUUUACUACUGCGACUGCAGCAAGUAUUAAUCUUUGCUGCAUCAUUUUGUUUAAUUGGCUCUAUGUUUGGCUGGCAGAAUAUUUGACUGAGAUUGAAUUACUUCGUACUCAGACCGAGUUUGAUGAUAGUUUGACUCUAAAAAUUUAUUUAUUGGAGUUUGUAAAUUAUUAUGCUUCCAUAUUUUACAUAGCAUUUUUCAAGGGAAAAUUUGUUGGUUAUCCAGGCAAUUAUAAUCGUUUUUUUGACUUUCGACAAGAAGAAUGCGGACCAGGCGGUUGUCUUUUAGAAUUAUGUAUCCAAUUGAGUAUUAUUAUGAUUGGCAAACAAGCUCUGAACACUAUCUUGGAAAUGCUUUUCCCGUUAUUUUACAAAUGGUUGAACACUUUAAAAGUUCACGUAGGUUCAAAAAAAUUGGAUGAUCCUAAUAAAAGAUAUUCAUCUAGAAAAUAUCUGCAAUGGGUCAGAGAUUAUAAAUUAGUUCAAUGGGGACCUAGAAGUCUUUUUCCUGAAUAUUUAGAAAUGGUGUUACAAUAUGGAUUUGUUACAAUCUUUGUUGCUGCAUUUCCAUUAGCGCCAUUUUUUGCAUUACUGAAUAAUAUUUUUGAAAUGAGACUAGAUGCAAAAAAGCUAUUGACCAUGUAUAGAAGACCAGUUGGACAGCGUGUCAGAGAUAUAGGCAUAUGGUACCGGAUCCUCGAUUCUAUUUCCAAAUUAUCUGUUAUUACUAAUGCAUUCAUUAUAGCUUUUACCUCGAACUUUAUACCGAGAUUGGUUUAUCGUAUAACGAUUUCUGAUAAUUAUUCAUUAGAAGGUUUCCUGGAUCAUUCUUUGUCAAAAUUCAAUACUAGUGAUCUGAAAAAUGGUACUCAACCAAUGGUGUUACCGGGUCAAACCCCAGUUGAAAUCUGCCGCUAUCCAGAUUACAGAGAACCACCAGACUCUCCAAAUAAAUAUGAAUAUACCAUCAUGUUUUGGCAUGUACUAGCAGCUAGAUUAGCUUUUAUCGUCGUUUUUGAGAAUGUCGUGGCACUUGUGAUGAUCUUUGUACGAUGGUGCAUUCCUGAUAUGAGUUCUAAGUUACGCGAUAGGAUACGUCGCGAAGCAUACAUUACUAACGAAAUUAUUAUACAUCAAGAGGCACUACGAGCUUGUGAGAGACCUGAAACUAAUAAUGAACCAAAAAUCGUGAAAACAUAUAUGAUUGAAAGUGCUAAUAGAUGGAAUCGAGUUAUGGGAAAUUGUUUGUCGCCAUCGGAAUUCGAUCUAGAAGUCCAUGGAAGUCCUGUUUCGCCUAUUAAUACAACUCCGCAUGUUAGUUCUGAUGAAACAGUCUGAUAAAUACCAAGGAUAUUCAUCAAAUUAUGUGAUUCGCGAGUAGCAUAAAUUCUUGACAACUACUAGAGCGGUGCAAAAAGUUCAUCCUUUAUAUAAAAAAA
Molecule: messenger RNA, 3575 nt
Organism: Pogonomyrmex barbatus (red harvester ant)
Lineage: Eukaryota; Metazoa; Arthropoda; Insecta; Hymenoptera; Formicidae
Product: anoctamin-1-like
Biological process (GO): chloride transmembrane transport
Cellular component (GO): plasma membrane
Molecular function (GO): chloride channel activity; protein dimerization activity
Source: RefSeq, a predicted model, not a curated record